Molecule: messenger RNA, 14778 nt
Organism: Porites lobata
Lineage: Eukaryota; Metazoa; Cnidaria; Anthozoa; Scleractinia; Poritidae
Source: the annotation of a GenBank genome assembly
AGGGCAGAGUACGGGUGCCAUACGCGCGGAACACAGAAUUGGUUUGUGGGAUAGGGAAAUUUCCCAUCAUCGGCCUAUUUUUCGUCUCCUCUUGUACAAAGCCGGUGGAUUGAAUGCUUUCUUUAAGGUAAGUCUUUUUAUCCUAAGUACCUGAAAAAACGCAAUUUGAUGAGGUAGAAGGCUUGGUUGACCGCUUGACCGGCCGCAAGAAACCUUAUUUUAAGUUCAUUAAGACUACUAGUCUUAUGAACUUUUAAAAACGUCAAAAAUCCUUGCCAUAGAUUUGCGCUGACAUUUGAAUAAUAUAAACGGUUUUUAAAUCUGAAUAGGCAAUACAAAUGAAGAGUAUUUACAUCAACCAUUUGCUUGAUAAAUAGAAAAGAGAAACAAAUUGGCCUGUGAACACUUGAGAGAGAUCAAAUAAACAUAAGCUUAUAAUUAUAACUAUCACCAGUACGAUUCCUUUCAACAUUGGUCUUGACUACACAAUCUAUGGCUUUUACGUAAUGUGAGCACUUCAAAUAUUUAGUUUUGAUGCCGGUGUGGUGAGGUGUGACAGAUAUUGAUGAUUUGUAGCAAUCAGUUCAUUUUGAAAGAAUAUGACGGAUCUAUUAUGCACCUAUCAAUGUCAUGCGGGGGAGGGAGGCAGUGCAUGGGGUGGGGAUUUGAUUGUCUUUGUUGGCCCUGGGGUAGGGCAUUUGACUGAUCUUAUUGUCGCGAGGUGGGGGGGGGGAUGUUUGGAUCUUUCUUCGCCCAACGUGAAGAUAUUUGACUGCCGACUCAGACGAAAAAGACUGAGACUGAACAUUAUGUUUCCUGCUUCCACGCUUCACGCAUGUGCCUCAUGGUCUGGAAAAAUCUGGAAAUCAUUGAGGCCAACGGGAACAAGCGAAAGCUGAGUGGAUUUCACUGUUUGUCUUCAAAUUUCGUUUGUUUUAGCGUGUUUUUGAUCGAUUGAAUCUCUUAAGAUACUGUGGUAUCAAAGUAAACAGAAUUGAAGAGAAACAAAGUCGAUUCUUGCAAGUACAAUUGAUCAGUGUAUGGCUCAUUCGCUGCAAUCACUUUAUAAAGCUUGUAAAACUGACUUUCUUUGCACCCUUAAUUAAAAUACUAAGAAUGGUAUAUUUAAACUUACAAAGUGUGGACUUUCUCCUGAAAGGUUUCUAUAUUCUAUGCAGUGUAACACGGAUUAUAGUUAAAACGUAUAAUUGCAGCUGUAACAGGAACAUGUAUCUUUGGUGAUGCAGCAAUGUUUAUAAAUGAAGAUUGCAGAGUUUUAUUUGGAGAUAUUUUCAUUGUGCCUUUCUUGGGUUCUGCCUUGGAAUAUUUGGUAGCAAUGUGCAGCCCAGGGUGGGGAAAUUUGGUAGCAUUUGACUGGAAUGAUUUGCCUGUGGGCAGGGAAUUUGACAGCAAAUUUUUAAAACAGUCAAAUCUCCACCCCAUACCCUGCCUCCCCACCGCUGGCUUUACAUUGAUAAGUGCAUUACAUCAGCAUGGAAAUUUUGCACCCGUGAUUUGCUCCCCCCCCCCCCCCAGUGAUGACCAGGGUAAUAUGGGGGCUUUCACUUCAUAAUCACUCCAUUUUUGUUCCCUGGUAGGCGGGAGAUAUGCUAGAAAUCACGGUCCUCACCUCCCUGACCAGGGAAUAAGCAAGGCAGUCACUCUGUGGUCAGGGUUUUCCUUUUUGUGGCGUGUACUAACUUUGCGUACAUUUUUACUGCUUCUUUGCAACUAAGAACAGAGUAGCAAAGGGUUUUAAUAUGCAUGACACAUGAUUAGGCCUAAAUUUAGCACAUGAUACGUGAAAUGUCCCCAAAAUAGGAAUGUGAUCUGUGAAUCCAGUUAUGCAUGUGAAGCGGGAUUUAUCUCUUAAGAUGUGCAGGACUUGUGAAUCAUUUGUCGCAUUUCAUGAAAAUCAAUGAUAAAGGAAAGUUAGAUUGAACAGUGCCGUUGGUUUCAUUCUUUGCAUUAUAUUUUUGUCGUGGUUAAUAAUUUUGCCAAAAGACCAGACCUUAAAAACCUCAUAUGACCAGUGAUCUUCGGGAUCAAUUCGUCCACUGCAGCAGUUCUCGUGUUCAUUGCAUUGGGGGUGUUGAUGUGUUUCCAAUUUACCACAUUUGCGACUGCUUGUUAAUGCUCUUUAAGAUUUCCCUACCAACAUUGAAAUAAGAGGAGAAGCAGUAUGAAGCCGCGAUCAGCAAAUAAAAUGUGAAUUGUGCUGAGAUUCCUGACACAUGAAAAUUGGUUUAGAACCAACGUGAUUUGUUAAAUUUGUCAAAAUUUGUAUGUGAAAUGGGACCAUGACUCCCCCUUUUCUACCAUCUAAGAAAUGUGCUUUGAAAAUUUAAAGUGUCUGUUGACGUGGCUUACAUAAAACACGUCGUAAAUAAGACACAAGCUGUACCAUUUAUUCGAGCAUAUAAGGAGUGUCUUAGCGGAGUUGUGUCUUAUUUAAACAGCAAACACAUUUUUUGCACUAUUCAUAUGACAAUUUCAUGAGACGUGUCUUAUUUUGCCCAACGUUGUAUCAUGGAAAUAACAAGAAAGACACUCAUAAUGAUUAAGUUAUUCUAUAAAAACUCCAAAAGACUGUAAAACAUGAUUUGAAAAAUUAUAAAAUCACAGCAAAACUGCCAAAGUUUAAUCAGCCACAGGAGAAGUGAUAGGAGCAAGAUUGACACACUUGGUUAAGUGCAUUUACGUCAGCCUUCUGUGUGAGAAGUCCCAUUAAUUUUUCGAUUCCCAGGUGUUGCUUCAAAUCCAUGUUUCAACUUCCUUUCUUUCUGUGUAGCUUUAAGUAGCUUUAUAUAUGUUGUAGUUAAUUUGUUAUUUCAGUUUUUUUUUAUCUUUCCAUUGUUUUGUGGUAUGAUAAUGUAUGCUAAUGAAUUUGAAACAAAGGGAAAACAAAAAUUAACUGAAUAAAAAUUUAACUCCAGCAUGCAUAAGCACACCGUUACUAUCAUGAUCCACGUAGUUUAAACUUUUUUUGCUGGGAUCCUUGCUGUUUUACUGGUCAUAUUUUUUUACUUGCUUGCAUUGUUGUUGUUUUAUAUGGAAUGACCUUUUGUUUUUGUUGGAUAAUAGCUGCUGUUUUUCUUUGUGUUUUCAUGACUACGUAUAGUUUUUUAUUGACCAAUGUACUGAGAAACUACAAAACUGUGAAAUUGUACAAAAAACGUGUCUGAAAUGUUAUUGUGUUGCAGUGGAUUAGAGCCAAUCAUGCAGGCCUGGGAAUAUAAAAACCACAUGAGCAGCUAUGCUAGCAUAUAAUUAGUUUCUUGUGAUGUUGUAGCUGGCUUGCAUGUCCUGAUCUUCACUGUUAUUGGUCACAGCACUUUCAAUGAACUUUGCUUUCCAAAAACAUCUUUCAGGUGUUCAAUGUUUCAUUAGCUUGACCAUAAGCAAGUCGAUAAUAUUGUACCAAAAAAAAAAAAAAAAAAAAAAACAGCCCUUUACUAUACAACCUGCUGGAAAGCGAAUGCUGAGUUUUUUUCUUAAGGCUCUAAAGUCUGACUGCUACUCCCAAAACUAAAAUUGAUGUUCAUCUUUUGACUUUUUUGUAUUUCAGGCACUUAACAGCCACGUGAUCAAGUGCAGUAUUGAACUGUCAUGAUCAUAGUCUCAAUGAUGUUAGAAGUCAAAUGUGGCUCUCUUUUGAGAGCCACAAAUAUUUUGUUUUGUUUCAAAACCAGUGAGUGAAGAUAAACAAGGCUAUUUUCAAGAUACAUGUUAGAAUAUCCAUCUUCAGAAUAAUGCCAGGAUUUUCUGUGAAAAUACUGACGGAAAAACUUCCUGGUUCAAAAUUUCUUUGUGAAUGGUGUGGAUCCCUGUUGCGAGGGGCAAAAAAGGCAAGCUGUGGUCACUUCUUUUGUAGUUCAUGUGUUGAUAAUCUACUUUGGUAAGUAGAUAUAAAAUAAUUUUUUUUCUUGAUAGGGUGAUUUUACUUAUAGCCCAUGAAAUAGGUAGUAGAAUACUAUGCACUAUUAUGCACUAAUUCCAUUGUCUUUUUUUGUUUACCUCUUACUAUUUUGCAAUAAUUGUCAGUAUCUGACAGUUUCACAGGUCAAGUAAAAUCACUCUAAGAUGCUUUGAUGCAGUGGAAAGCUGUUGCAAAAGCAAUUUAAUAAAUAAAUAAAUUCUACGUGCCCUCAGCUGUCUAAACUUGACGGUCACUUUUCUGAUCUGCGGCACAUUUACGGUGACAGUUUUCACACUUUGGUGUGGUGUUCUGGAGUGGAAAUGAAAAUUUAUGAGUGAUCGUUGCAAGCUCUCCUUUCUCUCCCCUGCUCGCUGCUUUCGCGUCUCCUCUCACAUGCCUCUCGCGUGUCUACUUUUCUUGAUAUCCCCCAAAUGGAGAGCUUGCUCUCAGGCUACUCUGCUUAUGUCUCUGACUCAGACCCCGUUGCCAGUGAAAACCAUGUUGAGAGUGGAACGUCAAGUAUAAGAUCUUAAAAAUUGACUUGUGGGGUGCAACAGGGAUCAGUUCUGGGUCCUAUUCUCAAUUUGCUAUACACGACACCUACGACUGAUAUCAUCAAGGCCCACAAAGUAGAGCAUCAUUUUUAUGCUGAUGAUAUACUCAGCUCUAUGUUACCUUCCAAGUGUGAUUUCCUGGAGGAUGUUUACUUGGCAAGGACUAGGGUCGAAUUCUAUACUCACUUAAGCAGUCGCUUUGGUAAUGUUGAAACUUUUGUCUGAUCAGCGAUUAAUGUUACUUUCUGUUAAUAUGCCCACAUUAGCAAGUAUCUUUUAACAUAAAAGUGUUCUACCUCUCCCCCUUUGGCCCUAACAAGAUGGGUUAUUUCAUUCAUAUCACCCCACAAUCACUAAAUAAAUAUUGCAAACCCUGGGGAUGUAAGAGACUGUCCUUUUUUGUAGUAACACUAACAUCAACCAGCCCCCCCUUCCCUUAAAGGCAAAUCAACAUAGUCUCCAAGUUAUAACAUGGUUGUAGCUCAGGACAUUAUAUUGAGUCUUACAUGAGGAACACACCACACCAAAAUUUGCUUUUUUGACAAAAAGCUCUUGUCAGUGAUUUUGGGGGUAAUGGAUUCAAUUUCAAUAUAAAGAAAGAGAGCUCAAAAUUCAAUUUGGUGACCCAUAUGAGAGCCUGGAGAUUUGUGCCGUAUCUGGAAGUCUCCCAGAUAAUUCAGGAAAGAUACCCUUACAACGAAGAACAACACUUAGUUACUGUACCUGUAUGGUGGCCAGUUGUGAAAAGGUUUGACUGUGUGUAUACAAGAUACAUUUAUUUUUUAUGUACGCUGACACCGUUGAUUUAUGUUCAUAUUUAUUCCAGUGAAAAUCCAGGAAGAGUGUCAUAUUGUCCAAGAAGCAACAGGCCACUAUUUCACGAUGUCACAGAGGUACAGUAAUUUAUAAUCAUAUUGAUUCUCCCAACUCAAUUGGGGCAAGGAUGUGGGAAAGGAGUUUUAGAAUUUGCACAGCAAGAUAAUUUAUUAUGGAGAAAAAUACCUUGAGUAGACAGGGUACGGGGAUUAAGCAGAAAUUAUUUUGAGCAAUAGUUUUCUCUCCCUUUUGACUUCUGUCUCUGUGAAGAAGGAAAUCAGUUCAUUUGCUGCCGAUACAUUUUUCAGUUUUGUGCAGAAAUAUGUAAAGAUGCAUGCAGCAAGGCUCAAAAUUAAAAAAAAAAGAAAAGAAAAGAAAGAAAAAAACUUAGGCUGCAUUUUUGAAAACAAACUUGUCAACAAAGAAUAAAUUAAGGUCACCAGAAUUUAAGGUACAGCCACUGAAAUGACAGAAAUGUACAUAACUUGUACUUGUGUCCCUUAUGAAAAGUUAAAAUAAAAAUAAUAUAGGAGGCCUGUGCAAUGCAAUCCUAUCACAGGCUUGAUGAACAAGCAUUAUGUAAUUAGAGAGAGGCAAACAAAGCUGUGUCCAGAUCAGGACUUCUGAUAUUUUGCGCGGUCGCGGAGCUGCAAAAUUCAGGUAAAUCUGCAAAAUCCCUCGAAAUUCACAAAAACACGCAAAAUACUGUGAAACUCGGUAAAAAUCUCAUCAAAUGCAUGUCUGUACAACAUAUUUGAAACUUAUUUCAGCUAUUGGGAUUUAGUUACUUGCUGUAAACUUGCAAAUUUAUCCUGAAACUUCGUCCCUGAAACGUGCAAACAAUGUCCUGAAACUACCUGGCAUCGAUUAUGUUGCAAAAAACUGGGCACUAGCCAUGAUGUUAAAGGCUUUGCUAUUGGUUCAUUUCUUGAGCGUGUUGUUGUUGAAAGAGCAAAUGAUAACCUCUGUUAGAAAAACUUUAAAAACACUGGUCUGAUCAGCACAAAACCGAUUGAUUUCCAGCGAAAUUUGCCUUGAAAAUAACCACAAAAUCGGCCAUUUUUUACUGAUUGCUUUUUGGCAAAGUUUGCCCUGAAAUUUCCUGCGAAAUCAGCCGAUUUUUCUGCGAAUUUGUCCCCAAAUGGCUUUUUUCUCUGCGACCUAUCAGAAGCCCUACCAGAUGCGAAAUUGGUCCAGUCAGAUCAAGAUGGCAGAUUAUAGAUUGGGAUUUUCCUGAAAAUUCAAAGGAAUAGAACAAACUUAAAGUAGGCAGCAAGAGAUUCAUAGAUUGAAAGGCACUCCUGUGGGGACUGGUUGAUGGAAAAUAAGGGAGGAUCACCCUACAAGUUUCUAUUAUUAGAGGAGUCUCAUGGACUAAUUAACCAAGAAACAUUUCUGAGGGACCACGAAAAGCGUAUUUCAGUUCUUUGAGUGACCAGUGAGAAGUUUAAUAGCUAUGAGGAUAUAGUGUCGACUUUUAUUUGCAAGCCCAUUUUUGCUUUUUCCUCUAUUGUAUGUUUCAUCAAACAAAGUAUGCAAACCAGGGAAAGUAUAGCCAUGAAGAUGGCCUCUUAAUUUACUCAUUUUUUCUUUGCCUUGUAUCAUAAUUUAUGUUUCAUUAAAAGGUUAGGUUAGGUUAGGGUUAGCAAGGAAAUUACUACAGAUGUAUUAUCCUUUUUAACACAAAAUCACUUUCUUUGAGUAGCCAGCACAAUAUGUAUAAGCACUCAGGGCUGUCAAAAAGUUUUUAGGUACCAGGCUAGUAAUGAAUAGUAGGCACCUUUGGAACUCAGACCAAAGGCACAAGUUCUUGAGGGCCGCGGCAUCUCGGGACAUUUUGAAAUUUAGACUCUUGGAUAUGGCAUUUUCAGUGGUUUUCAAGAUGUAUUUUCCACCGUGGACGCAAUGUUUUCGUCAGAAUACCCGCAAGAAUGGGAACAAUGCCGUCGAAAUGCCCCAGGCGUUCCUCGACAUCGCACGGUUCACACGUUUCCCAGAGCUAAACCUUUUAAAUAUGCAUUCAAUUUCAUUCAAUGGUGCUUAUUUUUGUUAGCAGUUGUAGUAGAAGGAGAUGAAAGUAGCAGGCUAAAGAUGCCUAACUAGCCGGCGGUUUUGGCCGGCUACCAGCCCUUAUUGACAGCCCUAACGACUAGGUAGAGAUUUUUGCUACUCAAUUGCUGGAACAUCCAGCAAUGCUGUGCUCACAUUUUGUACAGUGACUUGGGAAGUUGUGGUGCAAAAUCUUAUUUCUGCAUAAUAAAUGGGCUAUUUUCAUUUGAUUAUGAUUAAUUUUGGUACUACCAAAUUUGUGCCCAGCAGUACGUUGCAUAGAUGUUGUUCUUCUAAGGUUAAGGGUCUGUGGGACUGAGCCUUUAACCCUUUAGCCCCAGUAUCCACAUACAAAUUCUCCAAACUGAUCUCCAUACAUUUCCUUUAAGAAUUAGUUGAGAGAAUAAAAUAUUAAUAAAACAUCAAGGCAUUUUCUCUUUCAUGAUCAUUUUUUAUAUUCUCACAACCUUAUCUCUUGACAAUGUAUUGACACUAUUGGCACUUAAAGCAGGACUUAAAGGGUUAAAAAGGGUUUCUUGUCACGUAGGUUUUUUACAAGUCUAUGUAAAGUGCUGUUCUAUUCUGUACUUAUUACUAUUGAUUAAUGCUGUGAAAGACAAGUGUUCUCACACAAUAAUGUUUGCACGCAUACCAAAAUGUGGAUAAUAUGCAUGACCUUAUAAAGAUAUUUCUUUUCAGUUUUGGCCUGCAGAUGCAGCCUUUUGUGAUGAAUUGCAUGAUUUGGGGGUUCAUUGUAAAGAAUGUUCUUGGAGUGGAAAACUGCAGAAUUUUGAGGUGUGUUUAAUGAAUCAGUUGUAUAAUCUAAAAUUUUCAAAAAAAUGUGUUAAGUCUUAUUGGGGCUUAUAAUAAAAUUUUAAAGCUUUUCUUUUUGGCUUACAGUGUACAUGGGGGCUCAUAUAUCAGGAGGGCCAUAGCUUAUCAUAAUAUUAUUUAUAUUUAUUUAUGUGGCGAAAUAAGUUAAUGUUUACUUAAUAAUAGCCUAUUACAUGUAGUAGUAAGAAGAGAAGUAAUUAUUAAAGAAUAUUACAAAUACGUUCAAACUAUAUUUAUUGUAUGUUCAUGCAGUCGACUCCCUUUAUAGAGGACACUUUAGGGCCUCAUUAGCAAGAGUCCAUAACAGUGGGAGUUUAGUUCAGUCAAAUGUCUGUAAUUCAGUUUUUCCUCAGAUUUAGCUGCUGUCCAUAUUAUUGGGGUGUCCGUUAUAAUGGGGUGUCGGCAAGGAAAGAGUUGACUCAGUGAUUCUAAUUAUAAAGAGCCUCCUUCACACUCCCCUGGCCCCAGCUUCAAGCACACUCAGUUUUCUGGGUAAAGUGCUUUCAAUAAUUAUUAUCUUGGUUACAGUUUAUUACACGUUAAAACCCUUUGCUCCCUUUGCUCUCUUUAUGGUAGUUUCCCUCAGCCGUUUUUAGUGUCGUCACACAACGCUCCUCCCCACAAUGUGUCUCCCUACAAAUGGCUGUUCGCAUUCAAGCAACUUUCCUUUCCCUUUGUAGUCUUAGGAGGAGGAGUGUUGCGUGACGACACUAAAAAUAGCUGUGAGGGAGACUACCUUCAAAGGUUUGCUUUUCAAUUCUCCAUUUUCACAUGGGUCAAAUGGACCUUGUUUCUUCCCCCCAAAAAAUUUUGCAUAACCAUUGUCUUUACUGUAAUACCCAGGAGAAAUUGGAAUAAUAAUAAUAAUAAUAAUAAAUAACAAUUUAAUAACUUGUAGAGCGCUAUUUACAUUCACUGAUCAACAGCACUUAACAACUUCAACUAAAAUUCAAAUUUAUAAAACUAAUAAUAGUUAUGGUUAUGCAAUUUUUCUUUGAGGGGGGUGGGGGGGGAGGCGGUAAACAAGAUGCAUUGUAGUUUAUGCAAAAAUGGUGAAAUUAGGUAAAGAAAAUGCAUUUGCCAAGCAGGUUUUCAGUCAGUGAAGUACAUGUAUCUACCAUCUCUUAUAAUUAGGGAACAUACAAUGUACUUUGCAUACUACUUCUCAAACUCAUUAAUAAUUCAUUAAGAAAAUACAAAGGAAAUUAAUGUUUAAUGAGUGUUUGGAAAUCGGAUGAAACACUGCUUAGUAUUUGCAUCCUUAAUUUCUCCUUCAAAAAUGAUUUUGUUUGAGAAGAAAUAUCUAACAUUCGACACAGUGUUUCAUCACCAGAUGAAACACCUCGAAGUUCGUCAAAAAUACUCUGCUGCGCGUCGUAUUUUCAGCUCUCUUCUUGGUGUUUCAUCUGGUGAUGAAACACUGCAUCUCAUGUUUGAUAUAUUACUUCAAAUUCUUAAUUCAGUGGAUUUCCACUUUGUUUUGGCAGAAAUCACAUAUGCCUAAAACACCUUUCCUGGCAGUUAUGCCGGAUUAUGUAUAAACUUUCAGCGCUUUUUAAAUUACCUUUGAAUGUUCUUAUUCUUAAGGAUCAUCCAUUCUUGAAUGGAGGGCUUUAAUAUAUUAUUCUUUUCUUUCGUUCCUGAAUGACUGUUAAAUUUUGUCAUUGUAAUUUUCUUGAGCUUAAUUCAAAUUGCUCAUGAAUGGCUUUAAUUUAUUGCCAUCAGCACCAUUCAGGCACUUGUGAUUUUAACAGCUACCCAAAACAACAGGAACAGUUUGUUAGAGAGGAAAAUCCCUGUAGUCAAAAGGAGGUUUACAGCAAUGAAGUGGAUGGUUAUUGUGAGUUGUUGAAACUUGGAGCAGCUAGCUGUGUGGUGAGUAUUUUUCAUAAAUAUAUUUCAGGGGUUAGAAUGAGUUUGCCUUAUUCAGUUAUACCCUGUUGUAUAAUUAUUGUCCAUUUUAUAAACUAUUUUCGUAAAAGUGACACAGUAGUCUUCUUUUCACUUUAAUAUUCUCCUUCCUUCCUCUUACGCUAUCCUUGCCACAUUUUUUCUCCUUUGCUGGGCCUUUAUAAGGCUUCGUUUCUUUGGGAAAGCUUUUAGCAUCUUAGGAUAAGUAGAUGAAAAGGAAGGAAGGUAGGUAGGUAGGUAGUCCAACGAGAAUUUCAUGCGUAUUGCACUGCAGUAUUGGUGUUUUCUGCAUGUUACAGCACGUAGUAAUACUAAUUAACAUAAAUCAACCAUAUAGAAAUUUGUGACUUCUCAGCAACUACUAAAAGAAGAUCAGCUUGCCAUGUUGGUACCAUAUUUUAGGAUUUUGUGUCACAUUACACCAUUUCUCCAAAGAACAUUCUAAGUGUGACUUAUGAAAUUCUUACUCUAUACAGACAGGACAACAGCACCGUGUGGGGACUAAUGACGUCAACAGCAACUGUACAGAAGAGAAAAAACAAGGCAAUGAGCGUAGUCAAACAGAGGGCAAGAACAAUCAGCUGGAUGAUGAGUUGUUGAAACCUGCAGUGACUAGCAAUGUGGUGAGUUGUUCUGAUGCAGUGUUUUAUUCUACUCUUGGCUUCUCCUGUUGUUAUAAGCGUGAUGGGCUGGAAUUCCCCUGUAUGAUGAGUAAUUUUCAGGUGGAUCAAUCUGGCUUUUUAUAGUUUAUUAGAUAAACCAAACGCAUAUCGUGACUGGUCAGUGGCUAUAUUGUGAAUAAAAAAUUGUUUUCUUUAUAUAUCCACGCAAAAUUGUUCAACUUUCUUUCUGGAGCGGGAAAUAAAGUAACAAUUACAGUGUUUUUAUUUAGGAAAAAAUGGAAGUCUAAGGAAACUAGGCCUUUAAUAGUGGGUCGUUGUAUACAGGUUCCCCCGUACUGCAUCAAACUGUUUGAUGAGGACUAUCGGAAGACUCUAAGGCUGUUAAGAAUCGGAAGAAGCAAGGAGGGGGUAGCUGUGAGGAGGCGCGUACACUGUAUUUGAGCCCCAUUUCAUGGAAUCUCUCUUAUUUUCACGUACUUUGGAUGGUGUCGUAGUGCUGCACAAAACAAAGAGCAGUACAAGGCUCAUAUUUGACGGUUCAUGCAGUUUUAGUCGGUAUAGGAUAAAAUAUUUGCAUCAGAUCUGUAUGGGGAUUUGCAUCAUUAUUUUCCACUGUUAAUGCCCAUACUGUGCUAUGGCUGAUCUUUUGUUCAUUAUUUGUUUUUUCCUAACCUGUGCAGGUCACUGAAAAAAGCAAACCGUUACAUUCAUUCUGACCUCCAUGAUUAAGGUUCCUGUGUUUUCUGCGUGACACUGUUUUUGAUGUGUUACUGAGUUUAAAGUGGACCAAUAAGUCUGUAUUUGGUCCGUGGGACAUUCCGCUUCCGGGUUGUUUCUAGAGUCACCAUAGUCUUGAACUUUGAGCUGACCUAACGUCCACGGAUAAAUAAGAGAAAAGCAUAAGCUUCAAAAGGUAUUGGUAGUUACGAAAUGUCUUAUUGUUUUUGAAUGAAGGCAUUUUAUAUCUACUAGAUAAUCUACCAUGAAAUGUACCAGUGCUUAACAACUAGAAAUUGUUAAGUUUGGUUUUUACAGACCUCGAUCGUUUAUUGCUUUUGUGGGUGUUGCAGGACUAAAGCAGCCUGAUUUGACCUUUUUAAUUACAAACAGCUUGUAAUCAGACAGCUACAUGUAUACAGCUAUGUCAUGAGCAAAGCCGUCCAUAGGCAAAAUUGUUGGGUUAUGUAUGGUUUCUGGCUGUUAGAAUGUGUUUUGCACCUAGAAAUUACCACCAACAAUGUAUUAUUUGUCUGUUUCCAUAAGAAAUGACUAAUGUUCCUUUCAGAGGGACAGCGACGAUGACCCUAGGCGUCUUGAGGCAUCUGGUGGGCAGCUGGGAAAAUGUAAAUACUGCGAAGUCCAAGUCAAUCCCAGUGUGAUGGAGGUAUCUUAAGCCCGUGCAAAAGGACGCAACAUUAUUAGCCAACAACUCCCAACAUUGUUGGUUGUUACAUGUUGCGUCCGUUUGAUGACUCUGUUGCAUAUUGUUGCAUGUUGUUGGAAGUUGUUCAUGCGCAAAGUUUGAAACCAGUCAAACAUAAUAAGCCAACAACUCCCAACGUUUGUUUUGUUUCGUUAUCCCCGAAGCGUAGCGCAACAAUGUUGGAUCCGUUUGCACAGCUCUUUCAACAUUAUUGCGGCCACCCACGUGCAUUACAUGUGUUGUUCUCGUUGGAGUUUACACAAUCCUAUGGGUUGUAUCCUUCUAAUGAUGCACUGCAGGUCUCACUAUUUUUGACAGUUGUUUCCUCCGUUUGCAAUCAAUGCCAACACGCACACAACAACUCCUAACAUUGUUGGCCUAGCAAUAUUGGGGGUUGUUGCGUCCGUUUUCUGCGUAGCUUAAGUCGGCUUGUUUUUCCAAAUGGCCAUCCGGCCCAUUGAGGUGGGUUUUUGCUGUUCUAUUGCUGUUCUCUUGUUCUUCUGCCAUAUUUUAAGGCUCUGGUUCUGCUAUUUCUUCCUGGAAGAAAAAAAAAACGUGCGACUGAAAUUUUCCUGCCAUUUUCUCCAGCUCCAAAACAGCUACCAAAACAACCAAGCAAACACAACCUUGUGGCCAGGUCUUCUCGGUUGCCGUGCCUUUUUCUAGCGAUAUCCUGCACUAUUGACGUCAUUUUACCGCCCGGAUAUAACAGGCGUCUUCUAAAUUUUGGUCAGCGCUGGUUAGUUCUGAAAAAUUAGCUCCGGGAUUUGAGCCAUUUAUAAGCGGAGAGUACUUUAAAUGAAUAAUAUACAACUUUCCCCCGAAGGGGUGGUGAAUGGUGGUGAAUAGUGGUGGUAUACCGAGACGCAAAGGGUCGAGGUAUAUAUCAAGCACUGUCCACCGACCCUGAGGGGGAUAGUUGUUUUGGAUAGUAUUUACCAAAUCAGUUGGAUAAAAAUCAAAAAGGAAUUUUUUGUAAAUAACGGACUUCACUUAGUUAGAGUUUGUUUACGUUGCAAUUGAUAGUGUUUCGGGGAUUAUUUUUUAUUGAUUUUGUUCCAAAUUCAGUAAGAAAAUUUUUUUAUACCCACCAGUAAACGCUGAAAAGCCAAAUUUUGUCUCCUUCUUUGUAUUUGUUGGUGCAGCUGCUUCAUUUACCGCUAAAAUUUCAUCUUUCGAAACUGUCGCGAAAUGAGAAGCCAUUUUGAAUCCCGCCCCAAAACAGUGAGGAUAUUCCGAGUUACGGGGAGCCAACCAGAAUGCGCGAAAAUCGCUAUCCGCUGAUUUGGUGAAUACUAAUAAAUAAUAUGUUUUAGUCUAUGAAUAAUAAGAAGAUGCUGUCUUACUCUUGCACGCGUAAAGUAAAGGAAGUAAAGGAACAUAGAAUUAUCCCUGGCUGGAUAUUUCAAGGUCAGUUAUCCCAUACACCUAACUUGGUGUUAGUCCUAGUCGUUAGACAUUUGGGACCGUGUGUGGCAAAGAACGAAAGGCGGGUCGCUCAACAUGUUUCGUAUUUCCUUUGCAGCUUCAUUAUAAAGAAUGUGAGGCAUUAUUAGUUGUAAUUGACAAAUGUGGAAAGGACAACAAUCACCAAGAAAAGGUACUGUGAGUACUGUAAUCGCUUUUUCAUGAAAAAGGUCUUUCCGCACUAUUAGCAACAGUAGCCUUGGUCACUGGAGUUCGAGAGAAGGGGAAGGUAAUUUGGGCGCGAGGCAGAAUCCCCAGGUUUCCUCGUGCGCCCUUAGCGCCUCACACGCGCCCGAGAUCUCCUUUCCCUUCCCUCGAACAACUGCCACGCAGGCUACUGCAUUAAAACGUCUACUCUAUUGUAAGUGAUUUUUAAAAUUGUAGCUUUUGAAGCAGUAUUUCCCCGUAUAAAUUACGGUUUUAAACCCUUUUCUGACAGGGCCCUGAACAAUUCAAGCAUUAAUUAGUAGUAAGCGAGUAAAUGUAAAUUUAUUGUUGGUAUUCAUCUUUUGUAAUGUAGCGAUAUGUCAAUAAAUUUGGUUUAUUUUGCCCUUGCAGGUAAAAGAAAUGAAUUACAAGACUUCCCUUUUGCCUUUAUCACGGAAGGUAUUGCCAGCUUGCAAUUUGGUAGGUGAAAGAGAGCAAAUCACAUCCAUGGAGAAAGACGUAUCUCUAGCAAAUGCUGACAAUCAGGGCGCAUCGUCUUACCACUUCCCUGACGAACAAAACAUUGUACGUAGGCUACGUUUCCUUGAGAACAAGGUUGCUCAACACGAUUUCCUUUUCGAGGAAAAUCGCCAUUUGAAACAAGAGAUCCAACGCAUUUCCUCUGCUCUCUGUGAUUUUAAACGAAAAAUAGAGUGUAUUGAAGAAAUGUCUGCUGAUUCACGUUGCUGGCGAAGUGACUGUUUUAAAGCCAUUUGGGAGACGUUUGAGGCUUUAAAACUUAAUCAAUCUGCUUUGCAAGCCCAAAUGGAAAACCCUGCCUCACGUGAACUUCAUGUAAAGCUAACAAGAACCAUGAGGAGCAUUGCAGCUAUGCAGGAACAAAUUCGGAACUUAGAACAACAUACCCUGUCACAUGGGAAUAUGUUAGGUAAUCUCUCUAAUGCGGUUACCUCCUUAGCCAAUGAGGUUCGGGAACUUCCUAGUGAACGAAUAUUUGACAUAGAAGGUGUCUGA